UGGAAUGGCCAAGGCAAAGAAAGAAGUGGCCAAGGCAAAACAAAAGAAAGUAGCGUGCUUCGAGUGCAACAAAAAGUUCAAAAAUGAAGCAGCCAUGGCAAACCACGCUUCUGCCAAAAAACAUCGGCGGAACCCAUUGGUUCCAAAGGCUGCCCCUCCAGUCCCCCGCCGAGUCGCCGGAUCAACGGCUAAGGCUUCCACGGCACGUUCACAAAGACUAGCAGAAAUAUGCGCUUCAUCGUCGACAUGGAUCCCCGUGGCUGCUGCGCUCUCAACUCAGCCACAGGGCGUACCCACAACACAUCCUGAGUCGUCGGGUGGUCCGCCAGUUGCCCAAGAGUUUCGCUUCAAGUACGAAUAUCCAGAUCGGGGGAUCACGUCGCAGAAAUCCGGCUCGGCUGCGCAUUCGAGCCAAAUCCCCGACCGCCUGAGGUGCCGCGGAUGCGAUGCGACGUUCGAGGAAGAAUACAGAUUACGCUGGCACAUGUUAUGCGUGAAUGCAUGCUCUGAGUGCAGGGUGCAUCAUCCAUCCUUCGUAGCGCUACAAGAACACCACCGGAUUGGUUGCCACCCAUCCUCGGACGGCAUCACUAGGGCGAGUCUCCCAGUGAAGAUAUCGAAUGAGCGUGAUGAGGGUGCACCGAGCGGCGCGAAAGCUUUUGUCUCUAAUCUGUCCGUCGACGUCCAGAU
This is a messenger RNA of Trametes versicolor FP-101664 SS1, 690 nucleotides long. RefSeq lists its product as uncharacterized. The transcript has 4 exons. The record is from RefSeq and is a predicted model, not a curated record. The annotation marks the transcript as partial. Lineage: Eukaryota; Fungi; Basidiomycota; Agaricomycetes; Polyporales; Polyporaceae.